Camellia sinensis is the source of this 6003-nucleotide messenger RNA. RefSeq lists its product as uncharacterized. Gene Ontology annotation, molecular function: transcription corepressor activity. Gene Ontology annotation, cellular component: nucleus. Gene Ontology annotation, biological process: negative regulation of DNA-templated transcription; regulation of transcription by RNA polymerase II. The record is from RefSeq and is a predicted model, not a curated record. Lineage: Eukaryota; Viridiplantae; Streptophyta; Magnoliopsida; Ericales; Theaceae.
CUGGACUAUUGCAAUCCAAGCCUCCUCCCCUCUCUCUCUCUCUCUCUCUCUCUCUCUGUGCAAAAAACCCACAAAUUUUCUCUCUCGCUCUCUCGAAUACGUGAUCGGAUUUGUUCACCGCGAAGUUGCAUGUCCGAUUGAGACAGUCCCACCGGUGCAUAUCGGCGUACGGAUCAAAAUCUCUCUCCAGCGAGGUAAGAAUUCUACAUUCUACCUCUGCAUUCACAGAGUGUGAAAAUUUGUAUGAUUUUUCUUUGCUUUAGUUCAGAUCUGUUAAUGCUUGAUUUGGGAGGGGUUUAUUGGUUUUUGAUGGUCAAUUUGAUGUGAAUUUUGUGUUAAUUGGUUGAAAAUUUGAGGGCUUUAUUAGGGUUAUUGCAUGAGAUGGAAGAUGGAGUGAGAUCUAGUGGGGGUUUGGUGAAGAAGAAGAGUUCUUCUGGUUGUUUGAUCAGAAAGAAGAAAGUGGAGGGGACGAGUGGGGUUGGGGUUUCUGGGUCAAGAAAGGAUUUCCAGUCAAAUAAGGAGAUAAAAAGGUCGCGGUUCGAUUUCAGUGAUUCGGAGUCGAUUGAUGAGUUGCUAGAGCCAGUUCGAAGGAAAGUUGUUUACGGAACUGAUAGAUUUCGUAAUGGUUCGGCUGUGAAUAGUGAAAACCUUGUGGAAGAUAGCAAAUUUGGUCAGAAUGGGGAAAUUGGGAGUGAAAGGAAGAAGAGGCUAGAUGCACGUGAGUUCUAUGACUAUGAUGGUAUUGAUGGAAAGAGAAUGAGGAAGGAUUAUUUACAAAGUAGGUUUAUGAUUGCUGGACGGAGUGGGAGUGAGCGGGAAUUUGAAACUGGGUCUAUUAGACAUGUCAUGAUGAACAAGAGAAGUGAGAGGGAAUUUGAAACUGGGUCUAGUAAACAUGUCAUGAUUGACAAGAGAAAGCAUUCUUAUUUUGACGGUGCAAGUAACUCAUCAGCUGGGAGGAAAAAUGUUCCUGAUUAUACUGUAAAGAGUAGGUUUGGGAUAGAGGACGGUGAAGCUCAUUUACCCGUGUCGUCUUUGAGACGGGAGUUUCAUGUUUCGUCUGAUGAGACUAUCAGGUUGCAGGGUAAAAAUGGUGUUUUGAAGGUGAUGGUAAACAAAAAGAAGAAGAUGGAAGAACUACCUCACAAAUUCUAUGAUCGUCAGUUGGAAGUUGAGAGUAGAAAGGGUUCUAUUUCUGAAAAUGCUAUCAAGAAGAACACAUUUGUCGGACCUUCAUUGUACUCGUGUUCAAAACGGCAUGAAAAAGAGACAUCCGUCGGGCCUUCAUUUUACUUGGGUUCAAAAUGUCAUGAAAAAAACUCAUCUGUCGGACCUUCAUUUUCCUUGGAUUCAAAACAUCCUGAAAAAAACACAUCUGUCAAACCUUCAUUUUACUCGGAUUCAAAAUGUCCUGAAAAAGCAAUUUCAUUUGUUAAAACGGAGAAGAGUGAGCUAAAACUGCGAAAGCCAUUGUCUGUGAUUUCUAAGGCUGGCAAUUCAGAAACAGAGGACAGUGAUACGUUGUUGAGGCUGGGACCAAGUGUACAAGCUCGUAGCUCAUCAAAAGGGGUAAAAAGCGAAGGGAAAGCUCCAUCAGCUGAAAAGAUCAUGCCAGAUAGAGGGGAGGAAGGAAAAGUAAAGCGUGGUUAUGGCAAAGAAAAGCAAUUAUUGCGUGACACAUCAUUGAGUCUGGGACCAAGAGUGCAACGUUGUGGCUCGUUAAAAAGGGUAAAGAAGAGUGAAGGGAAAGCACCAUCAGCUGAAAAGAUCAUGCCAGAUACAGGGAAGGAAGGAAAAGUAAAGCGUGGUUAUGGCACAGAAAAGCAAUUAUUGCGUGAAAAGAUAAGGGCUAUGCUUGUGAGUGCUGGUUGGACAAUUGAUUAUAGACCUAGAAGGAACAGAGACUACUUAGAUGCAGUUUACAUUAAUCCCACAGGAACAGCAUACUGGUCCAUUAUUAAAGCUUAUGAGGCGCUUCAAAAGCAAUUGGAGGAAGAAGAUGCUGAAAUAAAACCUACUGGGCACUCCUUGCAAUUUACUGCAUUACCAGAGGAGGUAGUUAGUAAAUUAACUAGGCAAACCCGAAAGAAGGUUGAGAAGGAAAUGAAGAGGAAGCGAAAAGAUCAUGGUAGGAGUAAGACUGUUAAAGGAGUUUCCAUGGAAGAGUUUGCAGAGGGCACAGUCGGUGAUGAGGAUGACAAGAAACUAAAUUUCGUCAUGAAGCAGAAUGGUAAGUCACCAAAAGGGAGAUCACAUGGAACAACUUGUGUGAGUGGAGAUAAUUCAAGUGGUGCUUUAUACAAGGGAUCAUCCAAGCAAGAGAGGGCUGAAAAACCAUCCACCACAACCAAUUCUCAUAUGAUACAAGCAAGAAAAAGUCGAAAAAUUGGCAGAUGUACCUUAUUGGUUCGCAGUUCUGAUAAGAAGUUAAAUUCAGAAAGCGACAGCUAUGUUCCAUAUACGGGGAAAAGAACCCUGCUUUCAUGGCUGAUUGAUUCUGGAAUGGUGCAUUUAAGUGAAAAGGUGCAGUACAUGAACCGUAGACGGACACGGGUAAAGCUGAAGGGUUGGAUUAGUAGAGAUGGCAUACAUUGUGGUUGCUGUAGCAAAAUCCUUACAGUUUCGAAGUUUGAGAUUCAUGCUGGAAGCAAACUGCGACAGCCAUUCCAAAACAUAUACGUGGAGUCUGGGGUUUCCCUUUUGCAACGUCAGAUUGAUGCUUGGAAUAAACAAGAGGAGUCUGAACGCUGUGGUUUUCACCCUGUGGAUGUUGAUGGUGAUCCAAAUGAUGAUACUUGUGGCCUCUGCGGCGAUGGUGGGGAUUUGAUAUGUUGUGAUGGUUGUCCAUCAACAUUUCAUCAGAGCUGCUUAGAUAUACAGAUGCUUCCUGCGGGUGAUUGGCACUGCCCGAACUGUACGUGCAAAUUUUGUGGUAUUGCUGGUUUGGUUAAUGCUCAUAGAAAUGGUACAAAUGUCGGUGUGCUUUUGACUUGUGGCCUGUGUGAGAAAAAAUAUCAUGAAUCCUGCAGUAAGGAGAAGGAUGCUUUACCUGAUGAUUCAAAUUGUUUAUCCACUUCCUUUUGUGGGCAGAAAUGUCGAGAGCUCUUUGACCAUUUAGAGAAGCUUCUUGGGGUCAGACAUGAAUUGGAGGCAGGAUUCUCAUGGUCUAUCGUUCAUCGAACAGAUCUGGACACAGAUGCAUCUGACCAUGGGUUUCCACAGAGGGUGGAAUGUAAUUCUAAGCUUGCCGUUGCACUCUCUGUUAUGGAUGAGUGCUUUUUGCCUAUUGUUGAUAGGAGGAGUGGGAUCAAUUUGAUCCAUAAUGUUCUCUAUAAUUGUGGAUCAAACUUAAGUCGCCUGAACUAUAGUGGCUUCUAUACUGCCAUUUUGGAGAGGGGUGAUGAAAUCAUUUCUGCAGCAUCCAUCAGGAUCCACGGGACCCAACUAGCAGAGAUGCCAUUCAUUGGGACACGUCAUAUAUAUAGACGCCAAGGGAUGUGCCGUCGGCUUUUUUCCGCAAUUGAAAUGGUGCUCUGCUCUCUCAAAGUUGAGAAAUUGAUUAUUCCAGCCACUGCUGAGCACAUGCAUACAUGGACUGGAGUGUUUGGUUUCAAUCCACUUGAGGAGUCACAGAAGCAAGAAAUGAGAUCCAUGAAUAUGUUGGUGUUUCCUGGUACAGAUAUGUUACAGAAGCUGCUUGUGGAACAAAAAACCACUGAUGGAAAUAUAAUUGCUAACUCAGGUGUAAAGUCUGUUAUGAUCAAAGUCAAACAUCAUCUUAUGCCUGAUUUAGCAAAAAAAUCUGAUGCGGAUUCCUUGGCUGGGUGUGACCUCAACAUCUGUGAUGAUGCUAGUUUGCAAAAUGCUGAUGAGAUUAAUGACAAGGCUGCUGCUGUAGAUUCCAGUUUGCAAGUUCCAGACAUUCCCUCAAAUGAUAAGGCAUGUUUGGAUAGUUCUUUUGAUGUUCCUUCUGAACCUGAAGUCCCAGUCUUGAGUGAGGUGAAGACUACUCAGUCAGUAGAAAACUUAACCGAAUCUUCUGUGAAUCAUGCCCUCCUUGAGAUGGAAAACCCUGUAUUAGAUCCUUCAGUUAAAGGUAAGUCUUCUAUGGAGAAAGUUAUAAAUGACGUUCAUGAAGCAAAUAUUGAAGCUGCUGUUAUGGGGCCCGUUCAUGAUUUAUUAGGUGAAUCUUCAACCAUGAAUACUGCUGAGGAGAUCAAGGGAGAUCAGAAUUUUCUCUCUGGUUCCACUUUGAAUGGAACAGAUGAUACUACCAAGAAAUUAAACUCUGACUUGAAUCCGAGUGCAGUUGACAUGGAAUGCAAGCUGCAUGUUGCUUCAGAGGUUUCUUCUGAAGCCAAAGUCGAACUUGUUGAAGAUAAUAUCCAGUCUUCUACAGCGAGUGACAGUGAUGGUGCUCGUGAAACUAAUUUUGAAGUUGCUUAUGUUAAACCUGUUCUGGGUUCUUUUGGUGACAUUUCUGGACAGAAUACUACUGAGGAAAUAAAUGAUAAUCUGAAUCCUGUUUCUCUUUCUACUCCUUGUGAUACUGAUGAGAGUAACAUGCGAUGCAGCUCUGAUUUGAAUCAUCAGAGUACAUUUGAGGUGGAAAGUGAAUUUCUUGUGCCUCAUGAAUUUAAUGACAAAGUUGCUUGUGUUAAACCAGAUCGUGAUUGUUUUGGUGAAAUUUCUGCCCAGAAUAAAGAUGUCAAUGAAGAUCAGAAUCCUGUUUCUGCUUUGGUUUUCGAUGAGAGUACCAUUCGAUUCGACACUGAUAUGAAAAAGGUGGAAAGCAACUUGCAUGCAGCUUCGGAAGAAGUUGCAAAAGUUAGAAGUAAUAUUCCUUCUAAUGCAGACGAUGAUGCAGGUGAAGAUGCUAAUGAGGUAAAUGUAAUUGAUGCAUCUGUUGAACCUAUUGUUAACUCUUCAGAUGGAACUUCUGUGGGGAUUGCAACUGAGGUAGUCAAGGAAAAUGUCGCAGUUUCAACUUUCCAUGGAUCCCACCACUCUGGUGGAAGUACUGUUCAAUUUGAAUCUGACUGGAUUCAUCAUAGGGCUACUGAGAUGGAAACUGUAAUUGAUGUUUCUGUUGAACCGAUUGUUAACUCUUCAGAUGGAACUUCUGCGGAGAAUGCAACCAAGGUAGUCAAGGAAAAUGUCACAGUUUCAACUUUCCAUGGAUCUGAUGACUCUGCUGCCAGUACUGUUCAAUUUGAAUCUGGCUGGAUUCAUCAUAGUGCUACUGAGGUGGAAACUGAAAUUCAUGUGGAUUCAGAAAUCCCAGCUGAUGCAAUGUUUUGUGAAAGUGAUAUUUAAUUAUCUAGUGCAAAUUGAGGGAUUGAUGACAUUUUGAUCUGCUUGUAUCUGAUAUGAUCUUGAUAGCCAUGCAUCACAAAUGCUGGAAUGCAGCUUAUAUUCUUGGUUUCGAGGGCUCUGUUGCAAUUACUGUUUCAUGAAUCAUGAUAGCCAAAAUUCAUAGGGCAACCGAUGCGAUCUCCACCGCUUUGAAGUAUGAAUUCCAGGGUUCUGGUCAAGGCAGCAAAUUCUAGGGUACUGGUCCAAGACAGUGCACAAUGAUUAUCGGUUCCAGAAGAUUUGAAGAGGUUAGCAAAUGUGCCUUUGCUGUGAUUUGCAAUUUACCAAAAUAGCUUUGGAUAUUGGGAAGCCCAGUGGUGAAGUUCUCUGCCUUGUUAAUGUUUUUCCUGGAAUUCGGCCAACAGCUUUUGUGAUGUGCUGAGUUUGUUAGAUAAAUACUCUGAAUUUUAGCUUUUCUUGUGUACAUUUUAGAUUUGUUUUUUGUGUUUUCUGUGUUUCAAGGCCUUGUAAUUUAUCAUUUUGACAUGGUAAUUUGGUCCUCACAUGAGGCUAGGCAAUUCUUGGACAGGUCAGUCCUCCGUAGGUCGUGGAACUACCAUCAUGAGUUAUGUAAUUUACAACAGUUUUAGUUGCAGAUCCUGAUCUUAUGAACCGAGUAUAAAAUAAAUUGUUCUCUUUUUAACUCAA